CUCACCAACGUUCUCAUGAAACGAAACCUGAAAGAGUAAACAAUGGCAGAAGAAGAACUCAACAAUGGCUACUGUAGCAGCAGUGGCGAUGAAGACGGUGACGCAGCAUGGAAAGCAGCCAUUGAUUCCGUUGCUGGAACAUCCUCCUAUGUCACUUCCUUCAUGAAUGGAUUUUCCGCCACCAACAACAAUGACACCAAGAAGAAGCAUAAUGAUAAUCAAAACCCUAAAUCCCCAAAGAUUAAGCACUACCAACUUAAGGCACUAAAGCUUUUGGAUGACAUAUUGGAAAAUACAAUUGAGAUAGUGAAAGAACCUAUUCCUGUCCUAGAUGAGGAUCCUAAUGUCGAUGAUUGCGGUAUUCGCUUGUUUAGACAUUCUAAACCAGGAAUAGUUUUUGAUCAUGCAGAUGAACCCCAACCGCCAAUGAAACGACCUAAACUAGUUCCGGGAGAAGAUAUUGAUGAGAAAUCAAAGAAGUUUAGAAGACGGAUUCGAUCUAUUGCUGUAGAUGGAAAUGAUUUAAUUGCUGCAGCAAAUGAUGCAUACAAGAAAUCAUUGGCUAGACUAGAAGCUAAAGAUGCAGCAGCAAAAGCUAAAGCCAAGAGAGAGGAGGAAAGAAUUGAGAAAUUGAAAAAAUUAGGGGAGAAAGGUGGUUACCGUCCAUGGCCAAGGAGAUGCAGGCUAAGAUCAAAAUCAAACACUGAUAGUGUCUUCGGAGAUGCAGGUCAAACAUCAAUACUGACGUUGGCUUUGAAUUAUUAUAGUUUUUACUUCAAUGCUAUUUAUGUGUAUCUUGAUGAUAAAAAUUGUUGAUUUGUUAGUGGCUUUUUGUACCUCAAAACAAUGUAGUUAUAAAUUAUUUAUUUAGCUAUAAAAAAAUAUCUUGUAUUUUUAUCAGUGACAUUAGUUUUUAUUAGUGUUUUAUUAGUGCAA
Medicago truncatula (barrel medic) is the source of this 936-nucleotide messenger RNA. RefSeq lists its product as uncharacterized. Lineage: Eukaryota; Viridiplantae; Streptophyta; Magnoliopsida; Fabales; Fabaceae. The record is from RefSeq and is a predicted model, not a curated record.